CUUAACUCAUCUCUACUUGGUGACGACGACGCUUUUUCAAGAACAUAACAGCCUCUCACUUCCCAGUUAAUCCAAUCCUCCAUUACCCUCUCUCACAGCCCCUCUCUCUCAAAUAAGCAGCUAAGAGAGAGAAAGUGAGCUAGAAAAAACAAAGGAUAUGGCUAUUCGCUCACACCCCAUUUCGAGGGUCGCCCCAAAAACCCUCCCUUUAUCGUCGAGAAGUUUUGAGCCCACCACGAGAAACUCCAUUUGCAGCAAUUCUUGGAUGAAAAGACAAUUUUAUGGCAAUUCUUUAUCUAUCAAGUCGAAUGGAGAGAUUCUGAAAACCCCUUUUCGGAGUUCUGUCAAAUGCUCUGUUUCGCAAGCCACAGACACCACCACAGAGAAAAAGAGUCAAUUGAUAAGGAGAAAUGACAUUCGCAAUAUAGCGAUUGUUGCACAUGUUGAUCAUGGAAAAACCACUUUGGUCGAUGCUAUGCUGAGGCAAGCUAAGGUUUUUCGUGACAACCAGUUUGUACAGGAGAGGAUAAUGGACUCAAAUGAUCUAGAGCGUGAAAGGGGAAUAACUAUACUUAGCAAAAAUACUUCUAUUACAUACAAUGAUACGAAAAUCAAUAUCAUUGAUACUCCAGGCCAUUCUGACUUUGGUGGUGAAGUGGAACGGAUUCUGAACAUGGUCGAAGGAGUUCUUUUAGUGGUAGAUUCUGUUGAGGGUCCAAUGCCACAAACAAGAUUUGUUCUGAAGAAAGCUCUUGAAUUUGGCCAUGCUGUUGUUGUUGUCGUAAAUAAAAUUGAUAGACCUUCUGCUCGUCCAGAUUAUGUCAUCAAUUCGACUUUUGAGUUGUUCAUUGAACUAGAUGCGUCAGAUGAACAGUGUGAUUUCCAAGUUAUAUAUGCAAGUGGCAUCAAAGGAAAAGCAGGACUUUCACCUGAAAAUUUGGCUGAUGAUCUUGGACCACUUUUUGAGUCCAUUGUCAGAUGCAUACCUGGGCCACAGAUUGCCAAAGACGGUUCUCUUCAAAUGCUUGCCACAAAUAUAGAAUAUGAUGAACAUAAAGGGCGGAUUGCUAUUGGGCGUCUGCAUGCGGGUGUAUUGUGCAAAGGAAUUGAUGUGCGGAUUUGUUCCUCUGAAGAUGAAUGCAGAUUUGGUAAAGUAAGUGAACUUUUUGUGUAUGAGAAGUUCAACAGAGUCCCUGCAGAAAUAGUAGAGGCUGGUGAUAUUUGUGCUGUAUGCGGUAUUAACGAUAUUCAGAUAGGAGAGACAAUUGCAGACAAAGCUUCGGGAAAGCCAUUACCAUCCAUAAAAAUUGAAGAGCCUACCGUGAAAAUGGCCUUCUCAAUCAACACAUCACCUUUUGUGGGCCGUGAGGGUAAAUAUGUCACAAGUAGAAACCUGCGAGAUCGGCUCUUUCGUGAGCUUGAGCGAAAUUUGGCAAUGAGAGUUGAAGAUGGUGAAACUUCGGAUACAUUUGUCGUUAGUGGACGUGGUACUCUGCAUAUAACUAUAUUAAUAGAAAAUAUGCGUAGAGAAGGAUAUGAGUUCAUGGUGGGGCCGCCCAAAGUCAUCAACAAAACCGUGAAUGACAAGUUGCUUGAACCAUACGAGAUUGCUUUGGUCGAGGUACCAGAGGAAUACGUGGGGCCCGUUGUGGAACUUCUUGGUAAAAGGCGUGGGCAUAUGACUGAUAUGCAAGGAACUGGGUCCGAAAGCACGACAAUAAUGAAAUAUAAGAUACCAACUCGAGGUCUUCUUGGGUUGAGAAAUUCUAUUCUAAGUGUGACCCGAGGCACGGCAGUUCUCAAUACAAUAUUUGACGAAUAUGGGCCUUGGGCUGGCGACAUUAGUACCCGGGAUCAGGUUGUUCUUGAUACCCCAUUGGAAUACAGUCUGGAUGACUGCAUAGAGUACAUUCAAGAAGAUGAACUCGUUGAGGUUACUCCCUCGAGCAUCCGCAUGUGCAAAAACCCAAAGUUUGCAAAGAAGUCUCGUUGA
Striga asiatica is the source of this 1993-nucleotide messenger RNA. Lineage: Eukaryota; Viridiplantae; Streptophyta; Magnoliopsida; Lamiales; Orobanchaceae. The record is from the annotation of a GenBank genome assembly.